GGUGAUAUGAAUGGUAAUAAUGUAUUGAGGUGUUUGAUCAUUUACGGUGCACAGCAGCAAAAACUUUUCAUCCUUGAUCCACAAUAGUGAAUGUUGUGUACCCAUCAAAGCCAGGAAAGGCGGAUGAGUUACCGACUAGCGGUCGUCUUUGACUCAGCUAGCGGAGUUGGAAGAAUUGAUAUUCACGAUGGAAUCUUCACGAGCGUCUUUGACAAGAGAUUCAGUAAACUUAUUCCGUGUGUCGGAAUCAUAUUUAGAGUCAAGACACCCGGUCAGUGACAUUUCACGAUAGUAGCGCAACCCUUUUUUGGUUCAGCAAGAAAUGUCACGGAUGGCACCCUUAGGAUGUUCAUGCACCAUACACCUUUGACAGAUUUUUGGAUUUUCCUUACAGAUGGACUUUUUCAAUUGAUCUUCAGGUCAUGACGCUCAAACAGUGGCAUACUAAAGAUGCAAUUGAACCCCUUAUGUAUGUUGAUGGAAAAAAAGUAUCAUUCUUCUCGACGCACCAAGCGCCAGGUACGAGACUCGGCUUGCCGAAUACGGGUCGACUUGUCUUCACUUCUUCCUCAGCGAUCUCAAUGUACUUAGAGAACUUUAGCGGCAAAGUUGCUGUUUUGCAAUCUUUCCGAGCACAACAUUUCUGAUGACUAUUACAUCAAGCGCGCUUCCAACUUGCGGAGGAAAAGGGACAAUGCCUCACCGCUGCACACAAAAUUUUCAACGGUACAGGAGUUUUUUCGUUUGUUUGAUCACUGCGAGAUGGUUCGUUACUAUCAGCACGUCUUAAUGCGUCGUUCGCUGGUACAAUCCCGAGUGAUAAACAUCAAAAACACCCGCCUGUGCGGAGAGAGCUUUUGUUAUAGCACACGACAGAAAUAGGUUCUGGAUCGCUGGGCUCCGAUAAUGUACUAGCUUGUGAACCAUUUCCACGAGCGUGAUAAGCAUUUGUUAAACACAAUUACAAAUGCCCCAUCAAAAGUAUUGGGAUGCGACCAAAAAUCGUGUGUUGAUUCGAACAUCGCGAAGACCGGUUAUGAAAGUCGUCAAUUGAGCAGACAUAUAAACCAAGCUUUCGAUGACAAAAUCGUAUUUCAUGUAAGCUGCGCUGAGAAAUCGGACGUUCACUUUGAGGUGCCUCGCAGGUCGACUGUAUCUGGGACCUGAUCAUAAGGGUUGAGAAUUAGUCUUGAUUAGAUACUCGUAGAUAAUUCAUGACUCGCCUCUCAGCAAGUUAGGUAUUAUAUAUAUCACUUGCUUAUCCUCGUCAAAUAUCUAAUGUGUGAAAACUGCUUCAUCAUGCUCACUGGAAACAUAUCAGAGAGUGUCUUCCAUACUUCUCACUGUCGAUUGUCACACGAAAGUGCACCUAAAUCGAGGCGCUCGCGCGCGUGUAUCCGCGAGGUCCGUAAUCAUGAACCCUGGGAGACGCUGCGCAUUCUUUCGCCAUUGCGGAGAAACGCCUUCACCCCAAGACUACAAACCAUACAGGCAUCCAACCUCCGCAAUUUUUCGAUCAGGUGUCAAAAUGCUCCUCAUGGCUAAGCAGGCUCAGGCAAAGGCCAGGUCACUCGUAGUGAUCGUGUAGAUGGACUACAGUGUUUUACAGAUAAUGGGCUGAUUUGCUACGCGUUUCGAAUCCCGAUUGAUUCGAGUUGUUGCUGGUACAUUCAAUUUGUGAUAAAAAUUCUUAAACACCUUGUUUGCUUAAUCCAGAUUAUGGACGAGCAUCGUUUAUCCGUGUCUAGUCUACUGGCAGAAAGUUGAAUGUGCAUCCCGAGGCGUAGAUGGUUAACGCCUUGGUUGUAACUCAAUGACAAGUUGUGCGAUAUUUUCAUACUGGUCAACUAUAAGUUCCACUUAGCGAUAUUUUCAUACUGGUCAACAUAAGUUCCAUUUAGCGUUUGCGCUUCCUGACCUGCAGGCAUCGGAAGCUCAAACUGAAUGAUUACCAGUCGCGAAAUUCGCGUGGUAAUGGCAUCUGCCCAUCACAAUGUUCACGGAUAUGACGUUUUCGUUGCUGAAUACAACGUUAAGAAAUGCGAUACAUAUCGCGCUGUAGGAGAUCGGUCACAAACAGACUCGUUUUCUCAUUUCCAAUGCCGAUGGAAUUCGUUGUGGAUGAACAAAGCAAUCUUCGUGGCUUAGGCCUGGCCACACAAUUUGUGUGGCCAUCCAGGGCACGGGCAAAAGAAGUGUAGAUUUGAGUCAGUGGCAACAAAGAUAGAAACUCGCCUAGUAAAGGUUGUGCUAAAGAAAUGAUUUAAUGAUUCUAUCUUCGACAUUGGUGUGCUCCCAUGUUGCCGCAACAAUUUUUGCCGCUGCUCUCAAAUAAUAAAGGCGAAGUGACAGGCAGGAUAUUUCGCUCAAGCUAAAACACGUCCUUUUUCAUAUUACUAUCAUCUGACGCUUUUUCUGACAUUUUCAUAUUUCCCGGCAGCUUCCAUGGCUUACCUGGAAGAGAUUAUAAAGACAACCGAGCCCCAGUCAUCGCCAUGAUGACGGAAGCUUCGAGACGGCAUACUACCGACGCACCAGCU
Messenger RNA from Plasmopara halstedii, 2540 nucleotides. RefSeq lists its product as uncharacterized. The transcript has a single exon. The coding region runs from base 1945 to 2148 and encodes 67 amino acids. The record is from RefSeq and is a predicted model, not a curated record. NCBI's taxonomy places the organism in Eukaryota, Oomycota, Peronosporomycetes, Peronosporales, Peronosporaceae.